CAAUCUGUGAAUAUAUUUUGAAUUAAAUGGAAACUUUGGCAACAUACUUGGCGCUGAUGAUCGCCGCCUGGGGAAUGCAGCUAUGUCCUCGACUUUAUCUUCCCAUGGGUGAAUUGGUCCCGACUCUUAAGAUAGCCAACCUGACAUCGGCUUUUAUUGAGGCCAACCUGUUUACCCAAUUCACGAUGCUGAUUCUACUCCUUCCCUCGAAGGUGUUUACAACCCAGAGGCAAAGGAACCUCAAAUGGAUCUUUGUGAUGCCCUAUAUUCUGCAACAUAUGAGUUGCUUGUGGAGCACAACACGAAAUGUAAAGGAGCUUCUGAGUUCACCAUCUAUGUUUUUACUGGAGGAUUAUGCGUUAGCACACCUAAAAAUGAGCCUGAUUUUCGGACUGCAGCUGCUGGCAAUGAUAGAAAUCGUUUUUAUUUUAUUUUAUAGCCUGAAUAAAGAACGCCAGCAGAUUGCGAACUGAAAGAAAAGGGAUCAUCACGAGGAGAUGAAAGAACCAGUAGCUGUAAGAUGAAAUUAAAGCACCUUCCACAU
Messenger RNA from Drosophila erecta, 544 nucleotides. RefSeq lists its product as uncharacterized. The record is from RefSeq and is a predicted model, not a curated record. The coding region runs from base 27 to 473 and encodes 148 amino acids. The transcript has a single exon. NCBI's taxonomy places the organism in Eukaryota, Metazoa, Arthropoda, Insecta, Diptera, Drosophilidae.